Molecule: messenger RNA, 1270 nt
Organism: Halichondria panicea
Lineage: Eukaryota; Metazoa; Porifera; Demospongiae; Suberitida; Halichondriidae
Product: fibroblast growth factor receptor-like
Exons: 4
Coding region: 406-705 (99 amino acids)
Biological process (GO): protein phosphorylation
Molecular function (GO): protein tyrosine kinase activity
Source: RefSeq, a predicted model, not a curated record
CACACACACACACACACACACACACACACACACACACACACACACACACACACACACACACACACACACACACACACACACACACACACACACACACACACACACACACACACACACACACACACACACACACACACACAAGCUGUGAGGAAGCUGCUGUUGAAAAUUUGUCAUCAGAUAGCUCUUGGAAUGGUGUAUCAUGCAUUCUUAGCACAAUUUCGUUUAUUGAGACCUGGCUGCCAGGAACUGCAUGUGAGACACUGAAUUAGUUAGUGUACUUGCACAGUAACAUGAUGAUUCGCACAUAUCUAAUCAUCACAAUGCAAUCACAGUCUUUAAUCCUCAUAUGUUGGAUUCAAAAUUGAUGGUAACCUCAAAGUUGGUGAUUUUGGUCUAGCUGAGGACAUGUAUGCGCAAGGAUACUUCAGACAGAGUCAAACUGAGGGAGUCCAACUGCCGUACAAAUGGUUAGCAGUGGAGAGUCUAAAAUUAAAUGAUGUCAUCUUCAACGAGAAGACUGACGUGUCCAGUGGUUGUAUGUAUAUAUAUGGUGUGACUGUGUGGGAGGUAUUCAGUAGUGGCCGGACUCCCUACCCUGGAGUGGACCCAAUGUCCAUGGUGGCUCUACUCAGAGAGGGCAAGAACUGCCUGCUCAACAGAUCGAAUGGUCUCGCUGAUGACCAGCUGUUGGUACAGGGAUUGUGAAGAGAGGCCAUCCUUCGAUGAGCUAGCAGCCAAGUUGGAGAAAGUUCUGGAUUAUCUUGAUUGUAGAUACGUAAAUCAAUAGAAGCGUGCGUUUUGCCAAUCCUGUAGUACAUGUGCGUAAAAUAACACCUCUACAUGUAUGAACACCUCUAAUGCAUGCGUGUAUACUGUAUUAUGGUAGUUUGCAUGCCCUGGACUAUAUAGACUAUAAAUUAUAUAGCGCAUAUAAACUGUAGCAUUCAGACAGCGAUGUAAUGCUUUCUCCACCUCCUCCGAUAGUACCGCCUGCUCUACCGACUUCACUAACAGUCGCUAGUAUCAAUACAACACGUUACAAUAUCACAUGGACUCUCACUCACACCACACCCGAUCAACAAGCCUCCACCCUGUUCAUUAAUUACCGUCUCCCAACCGUCUCCUGCCAUCAUUCAGGUGCCCUCCUCAGUCAGUGAGAUCUUUGUUUUUGAGGUGGAGCCUGGUAAUGAUUACACUCUCUCUCUGACAGCUGCCAAUGUGGACGGGAGUGUCAGCACUGAUCCUGUAGUGUUCACCACUCCUGCAGCAG